Thlaspi arvense is the source of this 1222-nucleotide messenger RNA. NCBI's taxonomy places the organism in Eukaryota, Viridiplantae, Streptophyta, Magnoliopsida, Brassicales, Brassicaceae. The record is from the annotation of a GenBank genome assembly.
GCAUGAAAACGUAAAAAGAAGAAGAACGGCUUUUGGAGAAGGAAAAAAAAAAACGUGUCACAGAGUGGCGAAUCGCGCGACGAGUCUCUUCUUCAUCUUCAUGUGUUUUCCCCUUCGGUUUUAAAAGCUCUCUUCUUCCCAAUACAUUUAUUCACUUUCUCUCUCUCUACCUCCCUUUCUCUCUCUGCCUGAAGUUUGGACAGAGAGACUUUAAGGAGUGAAUUAGAGAAGAGUUUGGUUUGGUUUUGUUUUGUGAUUUCCCUUUUUUGGGUUUUUGAUUAUUUCUAGCGACUCUCCAUGCGUUUGAUCAAUUCCUGGGAACUUAACUUUAUUUUCUGGGUUCCUUUUUGACCAUUGACUCCCCCCAAAACUUUGAUUUCUUGUCUAAAGAAGAAUGAAGAACGAAGAACAAUCAAGAUCUCUGUUUGGAAUCUCUCUGUCUGAUCGACCAACUUGGCAACAGUUUCUCAUUUGCACUUCUGGUUUCUUUUUUGGUUAUCUCGUUAACGGAGUUUGCGAGGAAUAUGUUUAUAAUCGCCUACAAUUUAGCUUUGGUUGGUAUUUCACGUUCAUACAAGGAUUUGUCUACUUGUUCCUCAUCUACCUUCAAGGCUUCACCACAAAACAUAUUGUGAAUCCGAUGAGAACUUAUGUUAAACUCUCUGCUGUUCUCAUGGGAUCACAUGGAUUAACGAAAGGAUCUUUGGCUUAUCUUAAUUAUCCAGCUCAAAUCAUGUUCAAAUCCACCAAGGUAUUGCCGGUGAUGAUAAUGGGAGCGUUCAUACCCGGUUUGAGGAGAAAAUACCCGGUCCAUGAAUACAUUUCAGCGUUCUUGCUGGUUCUUGGUUUGAUCUUAUUCACAUUAGCAGACGCACAAAUGUCUCCGAAUUUCAGUAUGAUCGGGAUUAUGAUGAUAACCGGUGCAUUGAUCAUGGAUGCUUUCUUGGGUAAUCUGCAAGAAGCGAUUUUCACAAUGAACCCCGAGACAACUCAGGCAAGAAACCCGAUGGAGAUGCUUUUCUGCUCAACUGUUGUUGGAUUGCCUUUCUUGUUCGUUCCCAUGGUCUUAACCGGAGAGCUUUUCCGUGCGUGGACUGCUUGCUCACAAAUGGUUCCGAUUGAUAGUAAACCUCCGAGCAAGAUUCCGGCGAGACCAGCGGUUAGGAUCGCCGAAGGAGAUGGUGAUAGAGAAGAGGAAGAAGAGAGGAAGUCAUUGGUUUGA